Molecule: messenger RNA, 1119 nt
Organism: Ilex paraguariensis (yerba mate)
Lineage: Eukaryota; Viridiplantae; Streptophyta; Magnoliopsida; Aquifoliales; Aquifoliaceae
Source: the annotation of a GenBank genome assembly
AUGUGUUUUACUCUCACUUGUGGAUAUUCUUUUGGGUUAAUGCAAUUUGGAAUGAUGAAUCUGUUUAGGUUUCUGAAUGCAAUAGAAGCUAGGGGAGGAGCUCACUUUCUUGCAAAGAAUGUGGAGUUAAUGAAUGUGAACCCUUGGAAUGAUCCCAUUGGUGCUCUAAUUCUUGGCAUUCGUCAGCUUAGUCUCUCUGGUUGGAAGCCAGAAGAAUGUACCGCUAUUGGAAAUGAACUUCUAACAUGGAAAGAGAAAGGCUUUUUAGAAAGAGAAGGUAUUUUCUUGUCUACAGGGUUUGAUUUACUCAAUGUAAGAGCACUUCCUAACAUCCUUACCUAUUCUAAAGGCAGUGAAGAUGGUCAGACAAUUUGGGCAUUAAGGCUUAAAGCUACUCUUGAUAGAUCUAGGAGGCUGACAGAAGAAUACUCUGAGGCAUUUCUUCAGAUAUUCCCUCAGAAAGUCCAGAUGCUGGGAAAAGCUCUAGGAAUACCUGAAAACAGUGUGAGGACAUACACUGAAGCUGAAAUUCGGGCUAGUGUUAUUUUUCAGGUCUCAAAACUUUGUACCCUUCUUCUAAAAGCUGUUAGGACUACACUUGGGUCUCAAGGGUGGGAUGUUCUUGUUCCAGGUGCAGCUUUUGGAACCAUAAUACAGAUUCCUCGAUCUGUUGAUUCCUUCCAUUUUGAGGUGUUUCAAUACUUUGAUCCUCACUUAAGGCGUGAUGGGUCUGUGUUUGCUAUUUUAGGUUGGUUUCUUGUGUCCUACACUACUUUGGCUCUUGUGAUGACUGUUGAGAGGAGCAAAAUCAUCGUUAGUCCAUUUUCUGAUGUUUGUAUGCGACAUCCAUUAUCAAAGAAAUAUAAUUGUCUCGUCCCUGGUUUAUCACGUUGCUGGAUACUUGAGUUUGCUUUUGUUCGUUGGGUUGCUUCUGCUCGUUGCUUCUAUUGUUCGUUGUUUGUUGCUCCUGUUCGCAAGACAAAUCUCCAAGUCUCUUCUUUGCUGCUUCAGUUUGCCCUUCUAGUUGCUACAGGUUUGUCGUUGUUCGCUGCUAUUGUUCUGCUUUGGGUCUGCUCGUUGCUCGUGUUCGUAAGACAGGUUGCUGGUAGUUUGGGCUGA